UCCCCGCGUCUCCUGCCUCCAUCAGUACCGAAGGUAACUCCGCUGCGUGCGUAAAGCUCUUGGACAGUCACGCGUCGCGCUCACUCUUUCAGCGUCUGCUCUACUUUUUCAAGAGAUUGAAGAAAACCAAUCUGCAUCCACUAUUAGAUUUAAGGAACUGAGAAACAGACCAAUAACAUCAUAUUUGCCAGCAUUUUCUGUUAUUUGUCAGCAGUGCAUUUUGGCACCUUUUCGGAUCAGCUUGAACUAAAUGCAUCGCGCCCGUAUUGAUGCGCUGCCAAUCUGGGUAAUUUAAGUUAAGAGUAAAAAUGUGCAAAGCUGAUAGAGGACACAGGGGGAGUUAACCGGACUCCUUUGGAUUUAUUUGUCGUUGCCUUUAGGAAGGAUUCAGUCAAACUUAUGGCGUGAAGGUGCAUAUAUGAGAGGCGGUAAAGUAUUAGAUUGUGGAUGAGCAGGGUCACUUCCUGGCCUCCAUCACUCACAGCUAAUGGAUGUCUUUACCCAGUAUGCCUACAAUGACAGUUUCUACGAUAAUGGAACAUGGCACUUCAACGAAACGGAGCGAGAACAGAGACACCCUUACAACUACUACGCCAUGCUUCUCACUCUGCUCAUCUUUGUCAUUGUGUUCGGCAACGUGCUGGUGUGCAUGGCUGUGUCCAGGGAAAAAGCUCUGCAGACCACUACCAACUACCUGAUUGUCAGUCUGGCUGUCGCUGACCUUUUGGUGGCCACACUGGUAAUGCCCUGGGUUGUCUACCUAGAGGUGGUGGGAGAGUGGCGCUUUAGCAAGAUCCACUGUGACAUCUUUGUCACCCUUGAUGUAAUGAUGUGUACAGCAAGCAUCCUCAAUCUUUGUGCCAUCAGCAUCGAUCGAUACACAGCAGUGGCAAUGCCAAUGCUGUACAACACACGCUACAGCUCCAGGAGACGAGUCACCGUAAUGAUCUCUGUUGUCUGGGUUCUCUCCUUUGCCAUAUCAUGUCCCCUGCUGUUUGGCCUCAAUAACACAGCAACCCGUGAUGCAUCUCUCUGUGUCAUCGCCAACCCGGCCUUUGUGGUGUACUCCUCCAUCGUGUCCUUCUACGUACCCUUCAUCAUUACACUACUGGUUUAUGUGCAAAUUUAUGUGGUCCUGAGGAAGCGCAGAAAACGUGUGAAUACAAAGCCAAAGCGGCGUGUAUUUCAGCCCGCUGACACAGACGUGGCAACUUCAUUGAGGGAUAAAUGCACUCAUCCAGAGGAUGUGAGGUUGUGCACCAUGAUUGUGAAGUCCAAUGGAAGCUUACCUGCCAACAAGAAAAAAGUGAUUUUCAUCAAAGAGGCAGCCACUGACGGGGAUGAUUUGGAGCUGGAUGAGCUAAACAAUAGCGGCAGCAGCCAGAGGCAAAGACAUCAGACGCACAAUGCUCUGGGAGACACUCCGGCCACCAGCCACCAGCAGCUAAUGCCCAACAAGGCCAAUGCUAGCCCCACCUCCACGCCUCCCACACCCCCUGAGGACGGCCACAAAGCAGAAAAAAAUGGCGAGCCUAAGGAGGUCCGGGCUAACCCAGCACCAGUUGUAGCCAAAGCCUUCCAGACACAGACCUUACCUAAUGGCAAGACUCAAACAUCUGUCAAAAACAUGAGCAAGAGGAAGAUCUCCCAACAGAAGGAGAAGAAAGCUACUCAAAUGUUAGCCAUUGUCCUCGGUGUAUUCAUCAUAUGUUGGCUGCCAUUUUUCAUCACGCAUAUCUUGAACACCCACUGCACCAAAUGCAAGGUCCCUGCUGGGAUGUACAACGCUUUUACUUGGCUGGGCUAUGUGAACAGUGCUGUAAAUCCUAUCAUAUACACCACCUUUAAUAUCGAGUUCAGGAAGGCAUUCAUUAAAAUCCUGCACUGCUAAGCUGCUGCAUCCUUUACAGAUCAGACUGAGGGAAAAGGCAUAAAAAAAGGUCUUGCAAAUACCUCGUCCUGCAAAAGGAAAAUGCACCACAUGGGGAGAAAACUGAAAAGUUGCUAAAAAACUGGCUAUAUCGUCUUGGAAGGGACAUUGACUCUAUGUGUGUGUAUGUUUGAGUUGUUUGUGGAGUCCUGUUCUCCAGAUAACUGAAUGUAAAACAAGAAAAGUCUGUAACAAUGAUCUGUUUAUGGAGAAAAAAAAUAAUACUAUUCUCUUAAGUCAUUGUGUGUGUUAUGUAAGGAGCCAUUUGUGUAUACCAAACACAUGUAAGUAGCAUACUGCUAUUUAUUGUUUGUGUACUUUAUGUUUUAAUUAUGGAACAGAUAUGACUUCAGUAUUCAUUGCAGUAUUGAGAUCUGAUCCUACUCUUAAAAUGUCUCACGGGUUGGGAAUGUGUGUCCAAGAGAUUUAUUUUCUGUAAGAUUUGACAAUGCCAAUGUUACCAAUUUUGCAUUUUAUAAAUUAAUCUGUUAUCAAAGACAUAUUUUAAUGAAUUAGAAUAUCAUUGAGACAUUCAUUUAUUUAAUUCAGUUAAAAAGUGAAACUUAUAAAUUCAUUAUAUGUAGAGUAAUUCAUUUCAAGUCUUUAUUUCUGUUCAUUUUGAUGAAAACCCAAUAGUAAUUUACUAUGAACAUUACAAUAUUACCUAAACCCAAUAAAAUGAUUUUAAAAAAACAAAAUUGCUGGCUUACUGAAAAAUAUGUCCAUGUACUAUGUAGUAUUUUGAAUAAUUUGUCUGGUCAGUUUAAGACAGGUUUAAGUGAAUCAAAUAAAGUGAUACCCUGCUUAUUAAAACAAAUAUCAGUACCUUCGGGAGUGUGGGGAGCUGGAAAAGUCCUGCUGGAAAAUGAAGUCUCCAUAAAGCUUGUCAGCAGAGGGAAGCAUAAAGUAUUUCCUGGUAGAUGG
Fundulus heteroclitus (mummichog) is the source of this 2854-nucleotide messenger RNA. It is a transcript of the gene drd2a, whose product is annotated as dopamine receptor D2a. Gene Ontology annotation, cellular component: presynaptic membrane; glutamatergic synapse. Bases 488 to 1891 code for a protein of 467 amino acids. Gene Ontology annotation, molecular function: G protein-coupled receptor activity; dopamine neurotransmitter receptor activity, coupled via Gi/Go. The transcript is spliced from 9 exons. Gene Ontology annotation, biological process: adenylate cyclase-activating adrenergic receptor signaling pathway; adenylate cyclase-inhibiting dopamine receptor signaling pathway. The record is from RefSeq and is a predicted model, not a curated record. NCBI's taxonomy places the organism in Eukaryota, Metazoa, Chordata, Actinopteri, Cyprinodontiformes, Fundulidae.